AUGAAUCCAGCCAAGGAGAGUAUUACUCGCGUAUUGCAUCUUCUAGAGCCUCCAGCGCGACUAACAGGAAUAGUGGCAUCUGGGUGCGGCAGAGGCUCUAAGCUGUUGGGGUACCCUACGGCUAACAUCACUUCAGAUAGCCCUGCAGUUGCUCAGUUCUUGGAGGCAGCGGAAACUGGUGUCUACCUUGGUUUCGCCCAAGUCCGAUAUGCUAAGGAGUGCUCUGCAUCAAAGGGCGACCGCGAGGUUCACCCGACAGCGCUGAGUGUAGGGGUAAAUCCAAGCUUCAAUGAUGUCAAGGAGAAGCUGGUGGAAGCCUAUAUAAUGCAUCAGUUCACUUCGGAUUUUUACGGUACUGAACUGCGACUGCUAGUACUGGGCAGAUUCCGUCCAGAACUUCCGUUCGAAUCGAUCGAGCAGUUGAAAGCUGAGAUGAAGAUUGACUGCGAUUUCACAAUGCACGAGCUGUCAACGGAAAGGUUGAAGGCAUUCCGUGAUGAUGCUCUGUUCCAGGCUACUUCUACUGCUAGUGCUACUCCUUCAAAUAUGUGA
Messenger RNA from Perkinsus marinus ATCC 50983, 552 nucleotides. RefSeq names its product Riboflavin kinase, putative. The record is from RefSeq and is a predicted model, not a curated record. Gene Ontology annotation, molecular function: riboflavin kinase activity. Lineage: Eukaryota; Perkinsozoa; Perkinsida; Perkinsidae. Gene Ontology annotation, biological process: riboflavin biosynthetic process; FMN biosynthetic process. The transcript is spliced from 4 exons. The coding region runs from base 1 to 552 and encodes 183 amino acids.